Zophobas morio is the source of this 2679-nucleotide messenger RNA. RefSeq names its product odorant receptor 67a-like. Lineage: Eukaryota; Metazoa; Arthropoda; Insecta; Coleoptera; Tenebrionidae. Gene Ontology annotation, cellular component: plasma membrane. The record is from RefSeq and is a predicted model, not a curated record. Gene Ontology annotation, biological process: sensory perception of smell; detection of chemical stimulus involved in sensory perception of smell. The coding region runs from base 175 to 1536 and encodes 453 amino acids. The transcript is spliced from 4 exons. Gene Ontology annotation, molecular function: odorant binding; olfactory receptor activity.
UUUUCCACCGUAAGGAAAGAACAAGUGUUAAAGUCGUGAAUAUUUUACAAAUGUUAGGAGCAAAUUCCCCAGUUCCAGUAUUGACACAAUCAGUGUAAUCAACGGUUAUUACAACUUUCAAACUUUUCCACUUCAAUGUAACGAAAUUAGAGGUUCGUUUUUAUAUCACUGGGUAUGUAUUUAAGUAAAUGGAACACUGUAAAGUACACACAAACACUAAAAAUGUCUGCACGUGUGUCACCUCAAGUCGAAGAAAUCCCACCCAUGUAUUUCAAAGUCCACUUAAAAAUCUUAUUUUAUCUAGGUAUCGAUAUAAUCCCUAUUGAAACCACCGCACGAAGCAUCCUUUUCCACAUUUACUCUCUAUUUAUAAUAGGAUUGAUGUUUCUCUUCACCGUAACCGAAUUUAUCGACAUGGUGGUAAAUUUUGAAGACAUUUAUAAACUGACUUUCGCUUUAUGUUACUUCGUCACGCACGUUCUGGGCACCGCAAAAAUGUUUUUGAUGUUGGCACUGCGAAAAAAGCUGUGGCACCACUUAGAAACCCUAGAAACUGGUAUUUUCAAACCAAACGUGAAAAGGGGCGGAGUUAAAGAAAUCCAAUUGGUUCGAGACGCCAUAAAUCUGUGUAAACGACAAGGCUAUUUUUUCUACACUUUUGUGAUCGUGAUAAUUGGUGCCCGAACGAUUUACGCAGCCUUAGCAAACUUACCAUACGACAAACACAAUUACGUGGAAGGUAACGUAACUAUCAUAGUAAACAAAAAAAUAAUGCCUUAUACCACUUGGAUGCCUUUUGACUACAACGAUAGCCCUCUGUACGAACUAAUUUUUGCUUUCCAAAUAUUCAGUACCGUGGUUUAUGGGUACUAUAUAGGUGCUGCAGAUGCCGUCAUCUGUGGGUUUCUAAUUCUCAUCAAAGCACAGUUUCUUAUUCUUAAAAGAGAACUAGAAACUUUGAUCGACAGAGCUAAAGCGGAAGCGAAAAACUCCGUAGACGAGGGAGAAAAAGUACGAUUACCGCACGGGAUACAACGUGUCGAACUCUUAAACCCGCAGACGCAAGUGUACGCUUCUAAAUUCGCAAACGAGUGUGCUUUUCACCACCAAGAACUAAUCACCUUGUGUGACCAAUCAGAAGACGACUUCUGCUACUUGAUGUUGUUGCAGUUUAUAUCAAGCCUAUUAAUUCUGUGUUUCCAGUUGUUUCAGUUGAGUGUGUUGUCGCCAAACAGCGUCGAAUUUUUUAGCAUGUCCAUGUAUCUAGUACUAAUGCUUUUUCAACUACUGUGUUACUGUUGGCACGGCAACGAAGUCCAACUAGUCAGUGGAGAAAUUGCGUCCAACGUGUUUGAUAUUGAUUGGAUAGUUAUGAAUGAAUCUGUCAAGAAUUCGCUCCUCCUUAUCAUGAUGAGAAGUCAAAGACCGAAUUUUUUCACAGCUGGGAAAUUUUCGCUCCUGUCGUUGCAAACCUUCAUGACCAUUGUACGAGGCGCCGCUUCGUAUUUCAUGUUUUUGAAACAAAUGAAUGCUUAAUUAAUUAAACUAACAAGUGUAUUUAGCGUAGAUUCAUUUUAUUGUGCAUGGCUCUCUCUUCUUCGUACAUUUUCACACUAACUAAGCAGUCCCUCCCCAUUUUGUAUAACACAUAAUAGUUAAAAAACAACAUGAAGGUGAUUGAGAUUACGUUGUGCCACGCUAUGGUGUAAAACAGUAGUACCAACUGCACUAACACCAUGACACCAUGGCCUACUGAUAAGCAACAAAGUGAGUUACUGGGGUUGCGAAAUAAUGAAUAAAAUCUGGCGUAUGUGGCAUUGCCGGGUUCACUAGCGUUGCAUUCACCUAGAGCGCGAUACACAUCUUUGCCGUGUUUGACUAGAGCCCCGUAUGGCCAUAAAGUGUCUUCGUUCCAGUUGUUAUUAACCAGUAACAUACUCCGAGUUUCUAGUUUAUACCAAGUCCCUAAAUGUAGCGCAGACCGGUGUAAAAUAUCACAGUAACGUAACGACAAAAUAUGAGAAGUAAAAGCCAUGAAGCUGCUGAAAAAAAUGAAAAUUACGUGCUGAGUAGCCCAAUAGACGUCAUAGUGGAGGUGGUUCUGGAAACAAAAAUAGUAACUUUUUUUUUUAUCAAGUUGGUUAAAAAAAACUCACUUGUGCAAAACAACACGGUAUAAAACCAGCAUAAUAGGCAUUGAUUAUUGAACUAAAAAGGAUUUGUUUUACUCGACUGUUGAAAUUAGUUUUUAGAUUUUCCACUUCUUGGCGGACUUCAGUGGCAUUGGAACGACAGGCGUGAAGUGGAGGAAUCGACGACGUGUUCCAAGUAACAAGUUCAAAAAACGGGGUGAUUUUGCAUCCGAAUAAGAUGAGAUACACUAGAACUCUACAAAGCGUGUCUUGGAAUUUCAAUCAACCACAAACUUACGGGUAACAUAAGUACAGGAUGUUGACAAAUGGGUGGCUUUGCAUUAUAUAGUAGGCACACCACGUGAGUAGGGUAAAUAUCGCCCCAAACAAAAUCAACCUGUAGCACAUAAACGACAAGUCCAGACACCUGGGUUUGAUUAACUUCUCCAGGAUUCGACAACCCACGAUAUAGAUGAGUCUUCUUGACAGCAUGAUUAUGAUAAAAGUGGCUAAAUUUAUAUCAAUUAAAUAAAAGUUCUGCAAAGUA